UGUUUAUAAAAGUCAUUAUUUUACUCUAUACAUUCAUUUUAGCGACAGAAUGCAAUACCAAACCACAGAAAAAAAUUGUCAUUGAUAAAAAACAUUUGAAGCUUGACUUCUUGCAUAUUUUUGGUUCAAUGGCCGAAAUAUUUUCUGACACAGAAAUGGACUUUGGAUAUUUUGCUGCCCACGAUUACGAUCAGAAUAAAAAACUGGACGGAUUAGAGUUGCUAAAAGCAUUUGGUCAUGAGGACCAGCACGAUACGGAUGUCAGCAAAAAUCAUUCCGUGUUCUCCGAAGAACUUGAAAAUCAGGUUGACGACAUCUUUGAUGAACACGAUUCAGAUAAUGACGGGUUCCUCAGCUACAAAGAAUUUCUAUCUGUGCAGAGAUUUCAUACGGAUGUUGAUUCCACAGAGAAAAUAGCUGAGAAACCAGGCUAAAGAAUGUAAAAUUUAUGUAAUAUGAUCUGACUUUUUAUACAAUAUAUCUACAACACUGGCUCGACUUGAAAUGAAAAAAAAAGAAAGUUUUUGAAGUUGUUAAUUGUUGUGUUUAUUAAUGAAUAUGUUAUAAGAAAAGCAAAACUGCGGUGAAUUUUACAAUGUUGCCUUGUUAUAUUAUUACGAAAUAUACACAUUUUAAUGAUUUAAAUCUCAAUGUUUAAAAUAAUUGCCUUCAUUCUAAGUUACCUUAAACUACUCCCAGUAAUGAGCACUUAUUGUCGACACAUCUCUACUUUUAAAAAUGAUGUUUUAAAACAUUUUUUUGAUUAACGUUGUACUAACAAAAAAUUUUCUUUCUGUUUAUUAUUAUAUGAUAAACUUUAAGGUAGAUGUCACUUAAAAUGGGAGCUUAAAAUACCUAUUGCUUAAAUCAUUGUGUAAUUUCACAUUUAGAAGCAGCAAACUACUUUAAUUAGAAUUGAACAAUUAAUGCUUAAAAUUAGGAAUUCUUUUUUACGUACAUCGCAAAGAAAAGUGGAAAA
Uloborus diversus is the source of this 979-nucleotide messenger RNA. Its product is annotated as multiple coagulation factor deficiency protein 2 homolog. The record is from RefSeq and is a predicted model, not a curated record. The transcript is spliced from 4 exons. NCBI's taxonomy places the organism in Eukaryota, Metazoa, Arthropoda, Arachnida, Araneae, Uloboridae. Bases 129 to 434 code for a protein of 101 amino acids. Gene Ontology annotation, molecular function: calcium ion binding.